AUGUCCUCCUCCUCAUCCUCUGCUUCUACCCAGGACCCUGUCAGCCAGACCCUGGCCCAGUACACACCCUGCGACGUGGCCGAUGCUCUCGUCAAGUAUGGUAUCCCCCAUGGCGGUUAUAUUCCUCAUCUUGUUCAAUAUUCCAAAACCCUAGAUGCUACAGGCUCUGUGGCCGGCCGUGCAUAUACCGUGGAGUAUGCGCCGCUCGACGACCCGCGUCCUGCAGUCAAGGGCGGGUACAUUGACACUGCUCCUGCUGGUGGCGUUGUGGUUCUGGGAACUUCUGCAUCUGUGCAAAUUCCAGUUGCCCCAUAUACUCGCAUUUCGAAUGCGUUGUAUGGUGGUUUGAUGAGCACUCGUGCACAGUACCGUGGGGCUGUUGGAUCUGUAGUACUUGGUAAGAUUCGCGAUGUACGUGAGCACAAUGCACUUGGGUAUCCUGUUUUUGCUUACGGUCUUGGGAUUUGUGCACCCACUAAGGUUGUUAAGGUUGUUGCAGUUGAUGCUCCUCUUGUGGUCAAAGUGGCUUCACAGUCGACAGAUGCUGGUGCGCCCGAUGAGGAGCGAGUGAUUAACCCGGGUGAUUACAUUGUUGCCGAUGAGAAUGGCGUUGUUGUGCUGCCGGCAGCCGACGAAGAGUUUGUGAAAAAGGUUUUGGAAGCAAUUCCACCUCGUGUGCGUGCUGACGAGCUUGUUGCUGAGGAUAUUAAGCAAGGAGUACCGGCUGGUCAGGCACAGAAACACCGUCGUGCCGGUCUGUAA
This is a messenger RNA of Magnusiomyces paraingens, 762 nucleotides long. RefSeq lists its product as uncharacterized. NCBI's taxonomy places the organism in Eukaryota, Fungi, Ascomycota, Dipodascomycetes, Dipodascales, Dipodascaceae. The transcript has a single exon. The record is from RefSeq and is a predicted model, not a curated record. Bases 1 to 762 code for a protein of 253 amino acids.